This is a messenger RNA of Arabidopsis lyrata subsp. lyrata, 1695 nucleotides long. RefSeq names its product GDSL esterase/lipase At5g03600. The transcript has 5 exons. The record is from RefSeq and is a predicted model, not a curated record. Gene Ontology annotation, molecular function: hydrolase activity, acting on ester bonds. The coding region runs from base 368 to 1402 and encodes 344 amino acids. Lineage: Eukaryota; Viridiplantae; Streptophyta; Magnoliopsida; Brassicales; Brassicaceae.
CACAAUGAUUUAUGGUGCAUAACCCGAAUGUUGAUCUAUAUAAAGACUCAAGUAAUAACACACACUCGAAUUUCAAUCCUCAAAUUGCUCUUCUUUAAUACAUGUCCUCCACAUACUCUCGAUUUCCUCUCCAUUUCAUUUGUCACCCAUUUUUUUUAAUUUAAAUUAUUUGUGUCCUUCACACACCAAAAUCGACUCCUUUUAAGUUUACCAUCUCUAAACAAAGCCAAAUUAGUAAGACCAUAUUCAAAUUUCAAUCCUAAAAAUUCUCACUUCCAUAUCCUUUCUCUUUUCUCUCCGUUCCUUUAAUUUAUCCUUAUAAAUUAUAAUGAAAAACAAAAGAUAAGUCUUUGCUCUGAACUUUUAAAUGUAUUCUCUGAUGAAACUCUUUCUGAUCUCCUUCUCUCUCUUAUUUGGAGGAAUCAAUGGAGAAAUGGGUUCAAACCAGCUUCUUGGACCAAGAAAAGUACCGAAACUCUUUGUAUUCGGAGAUUCUUACGCGGAUACCGGAAACACGAAGCGCGACACCGAGGCUUGGGCCCUCCCUUACGGUAUCACUUUCCCCGGUAAACCUUCCGGCCGUUACUGUGAUGGUCUCAUAGCCACCGAUUUUCUAGAAAAAGUGUUGGGGGCAGAAUCACCGUACCUCUAUAGAACUCACGGACGAAAGAAAAAAAUAAAAAGAGGCAUGAAUUUUGCGUUCGGGGCGUCCAAAAUGUUGGAGUCCUCUCCGAAUAGUCCAUUCCCCAAUAUAACUGCUCAGGUGAAUUUCUUAGUAGACUUUGUCCUCGCUGGCCGUGUCUACGGAGACAUUACUUCCUCCGACGUUUCUCUCAUCAGCUACGCCGGAGGCGACUAUAUCUAUUACAUCGACCAAAAUCGCCCUGCCGCUGGCUUGAAAGCAAUAGUAGAGAAAGUCGUGGAUAAUUUACACGUUAAUAUGAUAAUAUUGAGUGGCCUGCUAUUUAAGAAGAUAGCAGUAACAUCGCUGCAGCCGAUCGGAUGCCUCCCUUCUUACACCUCUGCAUCGUCGUUCAAGAGUUGCAACGAGUCACAAAGUGCAUUGGUGGAACUACACAACAAAUUGCUGAAACAAGUCGUGGCCAAGCUCAACGAACAGUCCAGGGUUAUGAAAAAGGGGCAGCAUUUCUUUAUCAUUGAUAUUCACAACGCCUUUAUGACCGUUCUUAAGAACAAAGGGAACAAAAGAUUUAAAAAUCCGAUGAAGUCGUGUUGCGAAGGUUAUUGUGGGCGUUCGAGUGACGGUGAGAAGUUGUAUACGUUAUGUGAUGAUCCUAAGUCUUCUUUCUUUUGGGAUGAAGUUCACCCUACUCAAGAAGGAUGGAGAUCGAUUUACUCGGUAUUAGGGAAACCUUUAACCGAGUUUUUGACUAAACCGUAAAACCAACCACUUGUUGUUUAAAAACUUGUUGAAUUCAUUUUUGAGUUGACCUAUUAAAUUUCUAAGUAUUAAGUUCAUUUACUUUUUUUUUUUUACUAUAAGCAUUUUGUUAAGAAAAUUAGUUAAUUGGGUUUCAUCUCUUUAUAGUUCGGUUCAUAUAUGGUUUACUUCUUUAAACCGCGUUUGAAGAACUCGAAAAGCAUGAGAGGAUGGUAAAUUAACAAUAAUGUUUAGAACAUUCAUAUAGGACGGCUGGACAUCUAUAUAUAACCCUCACGUGUGUCAUCGUGAAA